Molecule: messenger RNA, 402 nt
Organism: Puccinia triticina
Lineage: Eukaryota; Fungi; Basidiomycota; Pucciniomycetes; Pucciniales; Pucciniaceae
Exons: 2
Coding region: 1-402 (133 amino acids)
Molecular function (GO): iron ion binding; oxidoreductase activity, acting on paired donors, with incorporation or reduction of molecular oxygen; heme binding
Source: RefSeq, a predicted model, not a curated record
AUGGAUGGGCUGCUUGAUAUAUUGAAGUCGACUGCGAAAGCAAAUCACAGCAUCGACUUUUGUGACCUCUUCUUCUGGUUCACGAUGGACUCCUUUGUCCAGAUGACCUUUGGAAAAGAUUUGGGCCUUCUCGGUACCAAUUAUUAUGACAAAGGAGAAGCAUCAUCGCCAUCGAAACUCUCCCCAGUGUCUAUUCCUUUUGCGGAUGCGUUUGACUUUGCACAGGAUCAGAUUGACUUCAGAUUCUUGGCUGUCAGAGGAUGGCAGCUGAUCAAGAAGCUCGUUGGUUCAAUCGGAAAACGCAUGAAAGCCUCGUGUUGUGUUCUGGAUGACUACGCAUACUCUUUAAUUGAUGAGCGAAUGGCUAGUCUGGCUCAGUCAUCCGAUUGCAGAAAGAAAUAA